AUGUCUCAAGACGGUGUAUGGGGGGACUGGAUUACCCUGUGGGGCCUUGUAAACAUGCUCAACAUCGACAUAGCCAUAGUGUCAAGUGUAGAAGAGGGUGGUCUGCGAGUAAUAAGCCCAGGUGAUACAUCUAACAGGGACCACAACCUCAACCGGACGGCACUUCUAGGCCACGAGGCCGAGGAACAUUACCACAGUCUAGGACAACGUUACCACUCUAUUGGCUGAAAAAGGGGAGGAGCUUGUCGACUAUAUGAAGAACAAGUACGGUGAAGGAAACGUCUCGGAGGAAAUUUGUCCAAAGUGCUGCAACAAAUUUAAGUGCCUUUCUGCGGGAAUUUAUGAGGAUGAGACUGGAAUGAUACAAUAUUAUGCCGAUGACUGUCAUGCUUGUUACGUGUGCUCUAACAGG
Messenger RNA from Porites lobata, 412 nucleotides. NCBI's taxonomy places the organism in Eukaryota, Metazoa, Cnidaria, Anthozoa, Scleractinia, Poritidae. The record is from the annotation of a GenBank genome assembly.